AUGGAUGAGAAAGAGAUUACCAUGAACCAGCAAAGAGACGACCAAGAAACCAUAAGUUUGAUCUCUUCACUUCCUUCAGAUAGAGAUUUUCAUAGCAACAAGUUGUUCAACUACCAAAGAUGUUGGUACGACAAGAAAACUCUACAAGGAAUCCUCAAUUUCCAACGAGGUUUCGAGCCACAAGACACCGAUAUAAUCGUAGCUUCGUUCCCCAAAUCUGGCACUACUUGGCUCAAAGCUCUCACAGUCGCUCUCCUAGAAAGAUCAAAACACUCUUCUGAUGAUCAUCCUCUCUUAUCUGAUAAUCCUCAUGGUCUAGUACCAGUCCUCGAGCUUAGGCUGUACACAGAAAGCUCGAAACCAGAUCUGACCAGCUUUUCAUCAUCCCCGAGGCUAUUCGCAACUCACGUGCCGUUCCACACGCUACAAGAGGCUCUGAAGGGCUCUCCUUGCAAGGUCGUGUACAUAUGGAGGAACGUGAAAGACGCGUUGGUGUCGGUUUGGUAUUUCGAAUGCGCGAAUCUAAAGAUAGAAGACAAAGACGAGAGAAGAAGCAUGUUGGAGUCAAUGUUCGAGUCAUUUUGCACAGGUGUUAGCUUUUAUGGACCAUUUUGGGAACAUGUUUUGAGUUACUGGAAAGGAAACUUGGAAGAUCCAAAGCAUGUGUGUUUUAUGAGGUACGAGGAGUUGAAAAAAGAGCCUCAUGUUCAUGUCAAGAAACUAGCUCAGUUCUUGGGUUGUCCUUUUACACUAGAAGAAGAAGAGAGUGGUUAUGUGGAAGAGAUCUUAGAUCUUUGCUCUUUAGGUCACCUGAAGAAUUUGGAGAUCAACAAGACCGGAAAAACAGGUAGAGGCGUUGAUCACAAGAAUUUUUUCCGUAAAGGAGAAGUCGGUGACUCGAAGAAUUAUCUGACUCCUGAAAUGGAGAAAAGAAUUGACAUGAUCAUUGAGGAGAAAUUUCGAGAUUCAUGUUUGAAAUUCUGA
Messenger RNA from Arabis nemorensis, 984 nucleotides. NCBI's taxonomy places the organism in Eukaryota, Viridiplantae, Streptophyta, Magnoliopsida, Brassicales, Brassicaceae. The record is from the annotation of a GenBank genome assembly.